UAUUUUGAAACUUCGCAUGGAAAGGGGCCCCAAGAUGCUGCCGGGGGAUGUUUCAAGCGGAAGGCGGAAAUGGCAGUCAUACGAGGGGCAGAGACUAUCCAGUCUGCAAAAGACUUGUAUAAUUUUGGAAAAACCAAGUGUGAACAACCAAGUGAGACUGCUAAUUGUAAGCAAAGACACUUCAGGUAUAUCGAGGCGGUUUCGCGUGAAACAAAGAUACGGUUUAAACCAAUCCCCCAAAACAGGAAAAUACACCAAAUAAUAACCACCGGGAAUCCCUCACUUCUGUUCAUCCGUAAUCUCUCGUGCUAUUCUUGCGAUGAAUGUAUCGAGGGAAACUAUGGAUCUUGUGUUAAUCAACAUGUCGGGAAAACAACGACAGCAAACAUCAGCCGGGAAAAUGUCAACGACGCAGAAGUCGAUGUAGAUGAUACGGAGGAAGAACCACACGGAUUACUUGAUUUAUGUCAGCCCGGUAGCAUACUGGCUGUAUACACAGACGACCCUAAUGAAGACUUUUAUUUAUUCAGAGCUGAAAGUCCGCCCGAAAAGCUGAAAAGGAAGACAAAAGACAGUUGGGGGGCGACAUUUGAAAAAGGACAUGAAAUCAUACGGGGGGUUUAUUUUGAGGCCACGAAUGUCGAUUUUCGCUACCGCCUUUUAAAUGACAGACAUGCCGUGGUGCCAUCAUGUUCUGUGAGACACAUUUUGAUGAAUGCGAGUAUGACCAAUAAAACUCUUGUCAUCAGUAAAACCGACAACGAGGAAAUAUUGGCAUCAAUGCCUGAAGUUUUUCGAAAUUAAUGA
This is a messenger RNA of Pecten maximus, 807 nucleotides long. RefSeq lists its product as uncharacterized. Lineage: Eukaryota; Metazoa; Mollusca; Bivalvia; Pectinida; Pectinidae. The transcript has 2 exons. The record is from RefSeq and is a predicted model, not a curated record. The coding region runs from base 70 to 804 and encodes 244 amino acids.